UAUUGCGACGGAGUCGAGUGCCGAUUCUUGCGUCGAACGCCUCGAAUGGAUCCGGGUCGAGCCUUUCUCCAUCGCAACGUGACAAAAUUUGUCUCCUCCGCUUUAAAGACUACCAAUGCCUUGAAGGAGUGGCGCUUCUGCUCUCCGAACGAGCCGGCCCAGGCUGACGGACGUGGCAUUUGCCCGCCCAGCGACUUUGCGUCAAAAAGGGCUACGUCUCUACGCGACGACGCUGAAACGCCGACAACCGGCCAGCCUCCAGCUCUUGCAAAGUCGACGAGCAAAGCUGACCAGUUGACACGACCUGACGAGCCGCGUUCAGGAAAGUGGGGCGACCAGACUCGCACCUCGCAGGCAAGACAGGAGGCCUGCACCAUGACAACGUGGGCCGACUGGUCGCCCUGCCUCAACGCCACCUGCUCGCGUCUUGGAAUGAUCUACCGGUGGCGACUCUUCAGUUCACCGGAGCAAAGAGAGGUUUGCCAGCGCAAAGCCGCUCGUUUCCACAUUGCACAACUGUCAUACGGCAACAUCCUUUCUACAUUGUAA
Molecule: messenger RNA, 549 nt
Organism: Protopolystoma xenopodis
Lineage: Eukaryota; Metazoa; Platyhelminthes; Monogenea; Polystomatidea; Polystomatidae
Source: the annotation of a GenBank genome assembly